AUGUCUUCUCUUGGGGUAUAUAAAGGUGCAAUGCUCGCGAGCCAGCAUCACUUCUUGCAGUCUGCACUACAACUGCUCUUGCCCUUGCUGGUGGCUGUGGCCGUGGCUGAGAGAUUGCCUCUCUCCUACGACGCCCCUGCACCCCACACAUCCCCGCCCGUUCAGCAAAUCCCCAUCAUCCGCGACGAGCGAGUCCAUCCUGCCGCUGACGGCACUUACAACUUUGACGUUGAGACUGGGGAUGGCAUCGUCAGGCACGAAUCUGGCGGUCCAGGUGGCGCUCAACAGGGAACCGUCAGCUUCACCUUCCCAGAUGGCCAAGUUUUCGAUCUCCAGUUCGUCGCUGAUGUUAACGGUUACCAACCUCAGUCGCCCUUCCUGCCCGUCGCCCCUGCAUUCCCCCACCCAAUCCCUGCCCACGCCCUCGAACAGAUCGAACGUGGUCGACUUGAACUCGAGGCUCGCGCCCGCGAAGAACAACGUCAGCCAUCAAGCCAAGGACAGGCCAACCCUUCUCGCCUCUACGGUCAACCUUAGUAAAGUGUUUUCCCACUGAACUCCAACGACAAUAUGCUCUUGUUACCCUGUUAGUCUAUUUUUUUUUUUGUUUUGUUUGUUUCUCUUUAUCGUCUCACUAUGUGAAUGCCGUAUGUUUCGUUAUAUCUGCUUAUAAAUAAAUAUAACGCAAGAUUUCUGUCAGCAUUUGUAUGCCAUCUGAUAUCCUAGUAUACGAGCCUCUAAAUGAUAAUAAUUAUAAUUAUUUGCCAGCUGCCUUUAUCAGUCUAUCCUACUGAGCCAAAUUUAACCAUUAAUAGAUUUCAUUGUUAUAUUUGUUAUAUACACACGAAUACGGAGCA
Molecule: messenger RNA, 857 nt
Organism: Penaeus chinensis
Lineage: Eukaryota; Metazoa; Arthropoda; Malacostraca; Decapoda; Penaeidae
Product: endocuticle structural glycoprotein SgAbd-2-like
Exons: 3
Coding region: 1-537 (178 amino acids)
Cellular component (GO): chitin-based extracellular matrix
Molecular function (GO): structural constituent of chitin-based larval cuticle
Source: RefSeq, a predicted model, not a curated record